This is a messenger RNA of Ostrinia furnacalis (Asian corn borer), 2972 nucleotides long. RefSeq names its product protein zer-1 homolog. NCBI's taxonomy places the organism in Eukaryota, Metazoa, Arthropoda, Insecta, Lepidoptera, Crambidae. Gene Ontology annotation, molecular function: protein binding. The record is from RefSeq and is a predicted model, not a curated record. Gene Ontology annotation, cellular component: Cul2-RING ubiquitin ligase complex. The transcript has 8 exons. Bases 266 to 2545 code for a protein of 759 amino acids.
GAACGAACACGUUGAAAAAACUUCUCUUGUUGCGUUGUGCGAAGAAGUAGUAGGCAGCUAUCAGCACAAUUUUCGAUAAUAAUUCCGGAAUAUUAUAAUUUCGAAGUGUGCAACUACUCUAGCAAAUGCGUACAAGUGAUAUAAGUGCAGUGAAAACAGUAGAGGCAAAAUGUGAAAAGUGAAGUGAAAGAAAUGUUAUUAAUUUGAUACCUUUCUAUUUUCUACCUACAUCUUGAGCAACAAGAGAUUAAUAUACCCGCUUACAAUGCCGCUCGAUCAUGAUAUCUCGCUGUACGACAGCACUCCCGACUCAUUAUUCGACAUAUGCAUGGAUUUCAUCGUUGACAACUUGAAUACUAUGACAAAAUUAGAUCCUCCCAGCCGAUGGCGUAAACUGAAAGACGAUGUCAUAUUGCCAGCUGAGAUCUGCGAACGGUUCCUGAGCGCGUACCAGGCCACCAACCGGGUGAACGACAACAUCGCGAACCUGUUCCGCGACCGCUCCAGCACGCGCCUGCAGAGCGUGCGUCUGCGCAACUCGCGCAUCACCGACGAGGGCCUCAAGUGCCUGCUGGAGCACAAGCCCUACGAGGUCGAGCUCGUCCAGUGCGAAUAUCUCGCCCAAGGCUCUCUAGACAUCAUAAACAGUAACAGCGAAAAUCUUAUCUCUCUUAAAUUUGGACCGUUGACUACUAUUAUUUCACACGAUGAAAAUAUAUACAGACAGAGGGGCUAUAUAAUCAACGCACCCAAACUGAGGAGGCUGACGAUCCACUGCAGGAACCUGCCAAUAUUCCCGUUGCUGCUUCUGAAACCUCUGGCUUGUCUCACACACUUGGACUUGUCAGAGUGUUCUUCUUUGGGCUCUAUUUGGGCUCUCAGUGAAUUAAACAACUUAAUUUCCCUCAUCUUGUACAGUGUACAUUGGUCAAAAGAUAUCAUUGACUGGAUUACCACAUUAACAUCUCUGCGGCACCUUGAUAUAUCUCAAUCAUUUGAGAGACUGUGCAAGUAUCUGAAUCCAAAUGAUGUUUUGUCCAGGAUUGUGACAAGCUUGCCACACCUGGAGUCUUUGGAUAUUUCUGGAACUAACUUGGCUGGCUCCGGAGCUGCUACAGUAAUGACUGGAUCAAAUUCACAACAGCAAGUGCGUUGUGAUAUACCUGGUCUAGUGAGCCGUGUUGACCGUCCUUUGGAAUUCCUGGGCUUGUAUGGUACUCAACAUGGUGCUUGUAAACGACAUGACAUACCUGCCAAAAUGAUAUCUGGUGAUGCCAAUGAAGAACAAAUACUCAUAGCAGCUAUGGCAUACAUGGAGAGGCCAGCUAUGCUGACGCAUGCUCUCAACGACUUGUAUUACCUAUUCCGCUAUGAAAACAAUGCUUAUGUUGGAAGGGCAUUGUCCGUUGUACUCCUGGCUAUGGAUCGCCAUGUCUCAGAAAAGCACAUUCAAAUAUCUGGAAGUGCUACCUUAUUCUACAUUGUGAAAGGAAAAGAGAGGGAACGUAUUGGUAUUAAAUUGAAGAGGCGAAUAAUAACAGCUUUGCUUGAUGGCAUGGAGGCUCAUCUUGGUGAUGACACAAUGAUGAGAAACGGAUGUCUCACACUUUGCCAAUUUAAAAUUCCCACUGAUGUGCUCUUUGAGUAUGAGCGGGUAGUGCAGAUAUUGCUGAAUGGGGUAUCUGAUGUCAAUCAAGAAGGGUUUGUGCAGCGAAUUGCCAUUUAUUUGCUGAACUCACUGGCCUGCCAAGUCGACGGAAAGCAGAAGCGAUUCUUAGGAAAUCAUGGAGCUAUAAGUAAGAUGCUGAAUCUGAUCUCCGACCGGCUGGAGCGUCGCGUGUGUGACGACGUGCUGGAGGUGGCCUGGUCCACCAUGUGGAACGUCACGGACGAGACGCCGCAGAACUGCCAGCGGUUCCUGGAGAACCGCGGCAUGGAGUACUUCCUUGCCUGCCUCAAGAGUUUCCCCGACAAAGAAGAAUUGCUUCGCAACAUGAUGGGGUUGUUGGGCAACGUCGCUGAGGUGGCCGAGCUGCGGCCGCAUCUCAUGAACAAGCUCUUCCUCACUGUGUUCUACGACUUAUUAAACUCCUCCAGUGAUGGAAUUGAGGUGAGCUACAACGCGGCUGGCGUGCUAGCUCACAUGGCAUCCGACGGUCCGCGGGCUUGGACAGUGGACGAGCCGUCGCGCGACGCGGUUCUGGCGCGCGUCGCCGCCGCCGUGGAGCGCUGGGACCUCAAGUCGGAGAGGAACAUCAACUACCGCUCCUUCGAGCCGAUCCUGAGCCUGCUGCACGCGCACCACACCCCGCAGUGCCAGCACUGGGCGGUCUGGGCCUUGGCCAACUUGACCACGGUCUACCCCGACAAGUACUGCAGCCUCAUGGAGUCGGAGGGCGGGCUGAAGCUCCUCAGCGACCUGCUGGUCCACCCGUCCCCGUACAAGCUCAUCAAGGACCUGGCUCGCACCGUCAUCGCCAACUGCGCGCACUUCGCCGCACGCUCGGACGCCGGCCCUCCGUCCCCCGGGGCUAUGGACAACUAACUAAUGGAGUACUUCGAGGAUAUCUAUCCUCUGAUGCGCGAAUAGCUGCAGUGUAUCAGGCUCUUCACAUACGCCAUCACCAUCAUGUGCAUCGGACUCACCGCCGCGAUGUUCUACCUUAUCAUGUACGUGUAGUGAAAAGUCUGAGCGGUUACGCAUCAAGGACAAUGUGAGUACAAACGUUUUACGAAGUGCACUCGCGAACUAUGUAACUGUUAUAGUACAAUAAGCCAAGGUAAGGGUUAAUAUUUUCCCGACGACUCAAAAUUAUAGCAACUAUUUGCAGCUAAUAAAAUAACUAGGAUUGUAUCUAAUUAUUUCGGCGACAGUUUAAUUAGCCUCGAAACUGGGCUAUUUUAAAAAUUUUAAUGACGGUGACUUUAUUAUUAAGGCCAUGAUUUCCCAAAUUGUCGAUAUUUGACCGAUU